This is a messenger RNA of Hydatigera taeniaeformis, 252 nucleotides long. The record is from the annotation of a GenBank genome assembly. Lineage: Eukaryota; Metazoa; Platyhelminthes; Cestoda; Cyclophyllidea; Taeniidae.
AUGGAUGCACUUUUCUGUAAAGAACUUUCUUUUAACCGUUUUAUUUUGGUUUCAGGCAAAAGUGAAAUCUGCAAGCUACCAAUUGCGCCAGGAAACUGCAAAGACCGAUUUGUAUCGUGGGGUUACGAUGCCUCAAAAGGUCAUUGUGUUCGUUUCGUCUACACCGGUUGCGGCGGCAACGAUAACCGAUUCAGAACUAAUGGAAUAUGCAAACGCGUUUGCGUAGAUCAUUCAACCAAGAAGAAACACUAA